UACUACAACUCCUGUCCUACACUUCACUAAUUCCCACAUCGAUAUUUAAGAAGAACCCAUAAAAACCAAUACCGGAUCUAACACUCCCCCUUCUCUCAUUCCCACUCUGCAACUUUGUUUUGCUCAAUUUGGUGAAACAGGUCUCAUUCUCUCUAACCCGAGAAGAUGAAGGUCACCGUGGUCACUAGGAGUGGCAGAGAGCUUUUCAAGGGCGGCCUUGAGCUCAGUGACUCUGCCACAGUUGCUGAUCUUCAGGAGGAGAUCCACAAGCGAUCCAAAAAGUUCUAUCCUUCAAGGCAGCGGCUUACUCUUCCCGUGCAACCAGGAUCAAAAGAGAGGGCAGUUGUCCUUGCCUCCAAGAAGAGUCUCAAAGAUUAUUACAGUGGAAACUCAGACAGCUUAACUGUGGUUUUUAAGGACUUAGGCCCGCAAGUUGAAUACAGAACACUCUUCUUCUUUGAGUAUAUUGGUCCUUUGCUCAUUUAUCCCAUAUUUUACUUCUUCCCUGUUUACCAGUACUUCGGCUUCAAAGGAGACCGUGUCAUCCACCCAGUGCAGACAUAUGCACUAUAUUAUUAUUGCUUCCACUACUUUAAACGUAUUAUGGAAACAUUUUUCAUACAUAGGUUCAGCCAUGCAACCUCACCUGUCUCCUAUGUGACCCGGAAUUGUGCAUAUUAUUGGAGCUUUGCAGCACUCAUGGCUUACUACGUGAAUCACCCGCUUUACACCCCUGUCAGUGACCUCCAAAUGAAGAUUGGGUUUGGUUUUGGGAUAGUAAAUCAAAUUGCGAACUUGUAUUGCCAUUUUCUGUUAAGGAAUCUGCGAAGCCCUGAUGGAAGUGGAGGCUAUCAAAUACCACGUGGUUUUCUAUUCAAUAUUGUCACAUGUGCAAAUUACACAACUGAGAUAUAUCAGUGGUUGGGUUUCAAUAUCGCCACGCAGACGGUUGCUGGUUAUCUUUUUGCUGUAGUGGCUGCUUCUAUCAUGACCAAUUGGGCCCUUGGAAAGCACCGCCGUUUAAAGAAGCUAUUUGAUGGAAAGGAUGGAAGACCUAAGUAUCCACGUCGAUGGGUGAUUCUACCCCCAUUCUUGUAGAAGUUAUUGGCAAGCCCGCGUUUUGUUGGUCUCUCUAGUUUGAAGCAUUCAAUUCCAUUCCUGCGAUAGAUGACCGAUGUGAAGAAGUUCAAAUCGCAUAUUUAUCCAAUUUAAAGGUUGAUGUCAGUAUUCUGUUUAAACUUUUGUAAUAAUACAUUAGAAAGACUCGGAGAUUUGCUUGUUGAUCUAUACAAAAGAUUGACAUAUGACUACUGUUGCUAGUCAAUUUGAACUGUUUUGUCAUUUGCAAUUUUCAGCUAAUGUAAUCUUAUGAUGUUUCUCUCCAAAA
Argentina anserina (silverweed cinquefoil) is the source of this 1387-nucleotide messenger RNA. RefSeq names its product very-long-chain enoyl-CoA reductase. Bases 166 to 1098 code for a protein of 310 amino acids. Gene Ontology annotation, biological process: very long-chain fatty acid biosynthetic process. Lineage: Eukaryota; Viridiplantae; Streptophyta; Magnoliopsida; Rosales; Rosaceae. The transcript has 4 exons. Gene Ontology annotation, molecular function: protein binding; oxidoreductase activity, acting on the CH-CH group of donors. The record is from RefSeq and is a predicted model, not a curated record.